Molecule: messenger RNA, 4770 nt
Organism: Electrophorus electricus (electric eel)
Lineage: Eukaryota; Metazoa; Chordata; Actinopteri; Gymnotiformes; Gymnotidae
Gene: kdm2ab
Product: lysine (K)-specific demethylase 2Ab
Molecular function (GO): zinc ion binding; DNA binding; protein binding
Source: RefSeq, a predicted model, not a curated record
CUGAAAAUGGCGGAUGGAAGCGGACUCCUUUAACUUUAUCGCACAAUAACAAGCAUACUAAGUGAGCACGGCAAGAUUACACAGAAUGAGUUUUCAGUUCAACUAGGAUAACCUGUUUUCUUCGCAUUAACAAACCUCUCCAGUACUACACAGAAGCUGAACGAUAGGCAAUGGAGGAGUCCAAGUCCCGUUACAGCAAGCGCCUGCGAACAGGAACACGGCGGCGUUACCAAGACGAUGGAAUCUCAGAUGAUGAGAUUGAGGGGAAGAGGACUUUUGACUUGGAAGAAAAAAUUAAAAGCAAACAAUUUGAUUCGAACCUGGUCAAAAUUAUGGAUGGAAAAGACUUCACUUUUGAGUACAUCCAGCGUGAGGGGCUUCGAGACCCCAUCAUCUUUCCUAAGUCAGAUGGUCUUGGCCUUCAGAUGCCCGAUCCAGACUUCAGUGUGAGUGAUGUGAAACUGUUUGUAGGCAGUCGACGAGUGAUUGACGUAAUGGAUGUAACCACUCAGAAGGGCAUAGAGAUGUCAAUGGGGCAGUGGAGGCGGUACUAUGAAACCCCGGCCUCUGAAAGGGAAAAGCUCUAUAACGUUAUCAGUCUCGAGUUCAGUCAUACCAAACUAGAGCAUCUUGUCAAAAGACCUAACGCAGUUGAUGUGGUUGACUGGGUAGACAACAUGUGGCCACGGCACUUGAAGGAGAGACAGAGAGACUCUACUAAUGCCAUCAUAGACAUGCAAUACCCAAAAGUACAGAAGUAUUGUCUUAUGAGUGUAAAGGGCUGCUUCACAGACUUCCACAUAGACUUUGGCGGCACAUCAGUAUGGUACCACGUCCUUAGAGGGGGCAAGAUGUUCUGGCUGAUCCCGCCCACACCACAAAACCUGGAGCUCUAUGAGAACUGGGUGCUGUCAGGGAAACAGGGUGACAUCUUCCUCGGAGACAAAGCCAAUUCCUGUCAGCGGAUUGAACUAAAACAGGGCUACACCUUCUUGAUCCCUUCAGGCUGGAUCCAUGCUGUGUACACUCCUGAGGAUACUCUGGUGUUUGGUGGCAAUUUUCUGCACAGUUUCAACAUUCCAAUGCAGCUGAACAUCUACAACAUUGAGGACCGCACACGGGUCCCAUCUAAGUUCCGCUACCCCUUCUACUAUGAGAUGUGCUGGUAUGUGUUGGAACGGUACCUUUACUGUUUGACGAACAUCUCUCAUCUAACGCCAGAGUUUCAGAAACACUCACUGGGUAUCGGGUUAAAGGAGGACGACAUCACCAAACCAGACAAACUCAACGGCCACACACGAAAUGGACAGACAGCAGAGGAUGAUGAAAUGGAGGAGGAGGAAGAGGAGGAGGUUAAGCAGGGAGUUGACGAUGAGGAGUCCAUACCAUCCCCCCCAGCACGGCCGGGGGUGAAGGUCCAUCUCACGCCGUUUGAGCUUGAGGGCCUCUGGCAGCUGCUGCACAAACUUGAGGAGCUGCCGGCUCAUAAGAAGUGCGUCCCCGUGGGCAUCAGAAACGCUCCUGCCCUCCUUAAUGACAUACGGGCCUUGCUAAAGGAGCAUGCCAACGAUGAUCCCAAACAGUCUUACACUGGAAAACCCAUUGUCAUGUGGCCCAAAAGGCCCUCGUGGUACAGCCCACCCCCCGCCCCCCUCUCUCUGCUGUACCGUCCGCGGCCGCCGGGAUCAAGCCCCAUUCUCCCGCCCGUGCCACGGCCUGUAAAGCCUCCGUCCUCACUCAUGCGGCUGCGGCGGCGGCGGGUACGCUGCAAGCGCUGUGAGGCCUGCCUGCGCUCCGAGUGCGGAGACUGCACCUACUGCAGGGACAUGAAGAAGUUCGGCGGGCCAGGCCGCCUCAAGAAGACCUGCGUCCUCAGACAGUGUCUGGCUCCCGGCCUGCCCCUCUCCGCUGUUUGUGCCAUAUGUAAGGAGGGCAGCCAGGAGGCAGAAGGCUCCCAGGCCACCCAGGCUCUGAUGGAGUGCUCCGAAUGCGCACAGAUCACACACCCGGAAUGUAUAAAGAUGCCAGGGGAUGGUGUGAUCAACAAGGACCUGCCCAGUUGCUGGGAAUGUCCCAAAUGUGUCCAUCAUAAGAACACAGAGUCUUCCAGCAGCAGUUCAGCAGAAGAGGGUGACGGUGCCACGAUGACGGGCUUGCCGUCCUCAGGCCCACCGGCUAAGCGGGCGUACAGGGAGGGCAUCGGGGUGGGCGGGCUGCGCUUGGGACGCAGAGGUCGGCCGGCCCUCUCACUCUCCUUGCCCCUGACCCGCUCGCGGCGCCAGCCCCCACCCUCGCAGAGGAUCCUUCUGCAGCACCAACAGAGCCGCAAGAGAGCUGGGGCAUUGGAGCUACAGCACCGAAGGAGGGUGAAAUUAGAACGGAACAAAAUCCUCCAUUCGACUCGUUCAUCUGUCUCUCUUUCUCCAAAGCUCCUGCGUCAGCGGAGUUUGGAGAGAGGUGGCGUGAUCGGGGCAGGACUUGGCAGGGGAUCAUCCCGCGGGAGAGGGGCAAUGUCCUGUCGGGGACGAGGCGUGAGGCUCCGAGGUGGAGGACGAGGUGGCGCUCUGAGAGGAAGGCGCGAGAGAGAUGAAGACAGGGAUGAUAGUGAAGAGGAGGGAGAUGGGCGUGACAAAGAGGAGAGGAGGGAGAAUGGCCGGGGAGGCAAAGAGAACCGACCGCACAGGCACGGAGGGCGGCCAAAGGAAGAGGAGAACAGAGACGGGCAGCAGAACGGAGAGCAUGAGCGGGAGAGAGACGAGGAUGGAGAGCAGGCUCAGCCAGACACUUCUGUGGUGCUCAGCGACGAGACUCUGGUUCAGAGGUCGUGUGUUACUGUGACCUUGCAGCCUACAAGGGGCAGGCGGGACCCCAGCACCAUCGUACCUAAGCUAGAGGCCAACGUGUCAUCAAGAAGCCUCCCCCGAAGCCACGGUGAAAUGCAGGGCAAGUCUUUGCUCCGCCCCCCGCUCCGGAAUGGGGCCCGCCGCACAGACAGGGCUCACCCCCAUACAGAGCACCCACACACACCUAUGGCCACACCGCGGCCAUACAGUGGCAGCCCGCACCUCCAGUCCCACACUCUGACAAGGAGCACCUCCAAACACUCCCAGAUGAGCCGCAGCCUAAGAUGUAAUUCCAGAGAGUCUCACCAUGGCGCCAGGGGUGGGAAGAGGCCACGGCCGGAGAAGGGGAGGCCCCCUGCCUCCUCAACCAGCCCUGCCUCACAUGCGUCACCAGAGUUGAACGGGGCCAGCGAGCCUGGCUGGGAAAGAGUGGUGUGGGUAUCUGUCUUCCGUUACCUGACUCGAGUCGAACUGUGCAUCUGUAUGGCCGUCUGUAAGAGCUGGUACAAAUGGGGGUGUGAUAAGCGGUUGUGGACGCGGAUCAGUUUGAGCCGUUGCCAGUCUAUCAGUCCACAGGCCCUUUCUGGCAUCAUCAAACGCCAGCCAGUCACACUGGAUCUGUCCUGGACCAACAUAUCCAAGAAGCAGCUCACCUGGCUUAUCAACCGAUUGCCAGGGCUGAAAGAUCUGGUGUUGUCAGGUUGUACCUGGGCAUCAGUCUCUGCUCUAAGCUCUCCCAGCUGUCCUUUACUGCGCUCAUUAGAUCUGCGCUGGGCAGAUGGGGUCAAAGACACCCAGAUCCGCGAACUGCUCAACCCACCAGGCAGUAAUAACCGGUCCCAGCUGCGCAACAUGCAGUGUCUGAGGCUGUGUGGUCUGGAGGUGACUGAGGCCACCCUGAGGCUUAUCAUCAGGCACAUGCCCCAGCUGACAAGGCUGGAGCUCUCACACUGCCCUCUGACCGAUAACGCCCUCAACCUCCUCACUGCCGUGGGCUCCUCCACACGCAACACACUCACACAUCUCAACCUGGCAGGUUGCAGUCGGUUGACGGACGGCUGUCUCAGCUACCUGCAGCGGUUGUCCUGUUUGUCUGUUUUGGACCUUCGCAGCUGCAAAGGAGUCUCUCGGCAGGCCUGCGAGAACUUCAUCUCAGAGCUGUCUGUCAACACCCUCUACUGCCUAUCAGAUGACAAGCUCAUCCAGAGGAUAUCAUAGAGCUUCCCUUCGCUGGGAGAUGCAGAGGGGUGUGGUUGUGUGGGUGUGAAUGCAGCAUGUCUGUUAGAAUGUAUGUGUGCUUACAUAUGUAUAAGAAAGUUGGUGAGGGUUCUCUGUUUGACAGAGGAAGUCUUUCAUGUAUAGAACAUUUAGAGUGGAGGAGCUCAAAGCAUCCAUGGUGGGGCAUAUUUGUAAAUACAACUCAGCAAUGGGUAACCCUUAUUUGUACUUAACUAUUUCCCUUUGUUCCAUGGACACACAAGUACUGCAAUUGGCAAUCAGAUCGAUUCUCAGGCCUGUAAUGCCAUGGGCUCUUCCAAUAGGAGAUUAAACAGGUGCUAUUCCUCAACAGCCUCUUUUCUAUUCCAGGGCAGGCCUGUUGCUUGCAUGCCUCUCCUGAAACCAUCCCCUUCUUUUUGACUCUCUAACUUUUUUUGUCUCCGUUUCUGAAAUACUUCUUAGCAGCAUUAAGGUGUUUCAAUUUGUUUCACUCCUCUUUCUCCACUUUAUUUUUCAAGAGGAAUACCUUUCUGUUCUUGAUUCCUGUCCUUCAAAAGAGUAUAGAUAUAUAUAAAAAAUUUAUAUAUAUAUACACGCCCUUGUGUAAAUGUAUUCCUCUCCUGUAGUAAACCAGAAAAAAAUCUGUAGCAUUAUAAUUAUUUUCAGAGGCUUGUUUUUCACUUUUUUGUGUUUUGUUUUGUUUUUCAAA